AUGAGCGCUAGCUGGCGCCACUUGGGAGCCCUGGUCGCUCAAUACGAGAAGUGGCUUGGCGAGCAGAUUAAAGCGUCCGAGGAUAGAAACGCUGAGGAGAUUAAGACAGUUGAGGCCAAGUACAUUGAGGAGCUUAAGGUGACUGAGGCCAAAUACACCGAGCAGCUCGAAGCAGCCGAGAAGAAAAACGUUGAAUUGAUUGAACAGAAGGUCAAGCUGGCCGAAGAGCUGAAGCAACACCAGGCUACCUUGACAAAAGCCAUUGAAGCUAAAGAGAAGUACAAGGAGGCUUCUUUGCUUAAUUUCAGGGAAGCUUCCAAGCUUCAAGAUGAUCUGUUCAUCAGCAGAAAGGAGACUGAGGGGUUGGAGGAAUGCGUCAAAGAGCUCGAGGAGACCAAUGUCAGUAUCCUGGGGAGGUACAAGGGAGCCACCUUUAAAUGCUUCUAUAUAUUCUGGAAGCACAACUACGGGGCAGACUUCAACUAUCUAUCAGGGUGUAUGAGGCAAUCUAAGAUAAAUAGGUGUCCGACUCACCUUGAAAAGGAGGAGCGAGCGAAAGUUCCAGCAUCCCCCAAAAUCUCUUUGGCCGUCAACCAGCAAAUUCCUCAAGAUCCUGUUGGUUCAUAA
This is a messenger RNA of Humulus lupulus (European hop), 627 nucleotides long. RefSeq lists its product as uncharacterized. Bases 1 to 627 code for a protein of 208 amino acids. The record is from RefSeq and is a predicted model, not a curated record. NCBI's taxonomy places the organism in Eukaryota, Viridiplantae, Streptophyta, Magnoliopsida, Rosales, Cannabaceae. The transcript has a single exon.